AUGACGACAUGGACGGAUGCAAACUUAGAUCGUCGUUUCUAUGGAUGUGGGAUGUAUAAGGUUCAAGGGUACAAAAAAUGCACUCACUUUGCUUGGUUGGAUGAGGAAAUGAAUCCUAGGACAAAAGAGUUAAUUUCUGCACUAUUAAAGAAGUUGAAUAAGGAGAAGGAAAUGAUUAGCACCCAUAAAACCAAGGAUGAAUUGAAGAUUAAGGUGAAGAUCUUGAAGAAGCAUUUGGAUAUUAACUGGAUUUUGUUAUUUGUAAUCUUCUUUACAUUUGUUGGAACAACAAUGAUGAAAUAG
Lathyrus sativus (Indian pea) is the source of this 303-nucleotide messenger RNA. NCBI's taxonomy places the organism in Eukaryota, Viridiplantae, Streptophyta, Magnoliopsida, Fabales, Fabaceae. The record is from the annotation of a GenBank genome assembly.